AUGUCAAGAUUGAAGGCAAGUUCCAUACAGCGAUUCAUGAUAGAAGACUCCCAUCGACUAACAGUUUCGACAGAAAUCGAUAUCGACUCUCACGAUGCACCCCGUCUCGCAAGCAUGCCAUGUCUGGCUACUCCAUCUCGCGAGUGUUCCUCGAUACAGCUACCGAGUUUGGAGGCACUUGAUAGAGGGGUCAAGGCUACUGCACGAUUGUAUGGGCUCAAGAAAGAAAAUCCUCUCGAUAUCUUACUUCCAAGUCCCUCUCAGUUAAUUGCCUACGCAAAUCGAAAGCCUCCUCCUACACCUCGCUUGUUGUGGUCUUGCUGGACUCCACCAGUUGAUGACUCGAUUACUGAACAGAGUCCUCCACAGCAGAGGGGAGUGACUGGCCUCGGAAUUCUCCCCUUGGGUUUCGGUGAUUCUCGACAGAUUAUUCAUGAGAAUCCUCCAUGCGACGUGGCAGACAAGAAUCUCACAUCCCGUCUCACCCCAACCACUAUCAGUUCCCGGAAUAGCCUAUCGCCUGAUGUGAACUCGAGGUAUCGCAGUAAUCAGAAGUAUACAACAGAAGAGGGGGACUUCAUCAUCUAUGCCAGGCAUGACAGGAAUAUGAAAUGGUCAUGCAUCGUGGAAGAGUUUGCUACCCUGUUCGGUCACACUCCUCGACGCACGAUCCAGGGCCUUCAAGCUUGGCACUACCGAAUGAAUAAUCAGAUACCAGUCUGGGAUGCCGACGGAUGGUUAUGCUUUGACCAUGACGACGAUGAUGAGCCUCGACAAAUCAGCAUCAAGUCUCGCGAACGACAUAUGUACCUAGGACCCGGGGAGUCGUUAGGCAUUGCACAGCGAUAUCCUGAGCGGGCUGUACAUUACGCAUGGGUUGAUCCCAAGACUAAGAUGAUGGCAAAGGACUGGGCUGCCAAACGAACUCUUCAAUAUGAUAUCAGACGCCGACGACAGAGAAAGCAGUUGAAACGACUGCUUGCUAAGCGCGAUUUCAACUGA
Fusarium fujikuroi IMI 58289 is the source of this 1002-nucleotide messenger RNA. RefSeq lists its product as uncharacterized. The transcript has 2 exons. Bases 1 to 1002 code for a protein of 333 amino acids. The record is from RefSeq and is a predicted model, not a curated record. Lineage: Eukaryota; Fungi; Ascomycota; Sordariomycetes; Hypocreales; Nectriaceae.